UAAAUGCUUCUGUUUUGUCAUUAAAAUGAUUUUUCAGAAAGUUAUCGAAUUCUUCGCUAUCUAAUCAUACAAACAAGUCAACUUAGUAUAAAACUUGGCACACUUGGACGUAGAGAGCGCAGUACCAGAGUUCACAGUGUUUCGCGAUAUUUGUGAUUUAAAAAAUAAUACGAAAAUGAUUUCGAAAAGUUUGUUAUUUGUAUUCCUGCUCAGCGCACCAUUACUGGUAACGGCUCAAAUGUGCGAACAUAUGGACAUUACACCCCAUCCGCAAUGGUGUUCGGCAUUCUUUGUGUGUAGAUUUGGUUUUUGGGCAGUAUUUGUGUGUCCCGGCGGCCUAAUGUACAAUCCAGUAAUUUUCCGUUGUGAUUUCCCGGAAAAUGUCGAUUGUGUUAACGACCCUGAACUUACAACACCGGAAUGGACCAGUCCUACAUUCAGUACACCAUCAGUUCCAACACGAACUAUUCCAACCCGGACUAUUCCAACGCGGACUACUCCAACCAGCUACACCGACCUGGACUACUCCAAUCAUACCAACCCGUACAACCAGGUUUUAAAGAACUAAAUAUUGAAAUAGAUGAUAAUGGACUAAUAAAUUGUUAAAACGGCA
Molecule: messenger RNA, 613 nt
Organism: Bradysia coprophila
Lineage: Eukaryota; Metazoa; Arthropoda; Insecta; Diptera; Sciaridae
Cellular component (GO): extracellular region
Molecular function (GO): chitin binding
Source: RefSeq, a predicted model, not a curated record